Gavia stellata (red-throated loon) is the source of this 495-nucleotide messenger RNA. RefSeq names its product serum amyloid A protein. Gene Ontology annotation, cellular component: extracellular region. The coding region runs from base 54 to 440 and encodes 128 amino acids. NCBI's taxonomy places the organism in Eukaryota, Metazoa, Chordata, Aves, Gaviiformes, Gaviidae. The transcript is spliced from 4 exons. The record is from RefSeq and is a predicted model, not a curated record.
UCCUUUGGCUUUGCCUUUCUGCAGUGCUCUGUGUCAGGCUUGGGCUGGGAACCAUGAGGCUCUGUGUCUGCCUUGUGUUGCUCUCCUUUAUUCUAUGUGCAAGCGCCGAUAUGCAACCAUUAGCCCGAGGUGGACGAUUUGCCUGGGAUGCAGUGGGAGGGGCAUGGGAUAUGCUCAGGGCAUACUGGGACAUGCGCGAGGCAAAUUAUAAAGGUGCCGACAAAUAUUUCCACGCUCGUGGGAAUUACGAUGCUGCCCAAAGAGGACCUGGCGGUGCUUGGGCAGCCAAAGUGAUCAGUGACGCCCGGGAAAACUGGCAAAGCGACAUGAGCGGCAGAGGCGCAGAAGACACCCGAGCUGACCAAGAGGCCAACGCCUGGGGCAGGAACGGCGGGGACCCCAACCGCUACAGGCCUGCCGGCCUUCCCAGCAAAUACUAACGCUGCCCCGCAGGCGGCCGUCUCUGCUCCCCUCUACCCCUCUCCGUGCAGCCGA